AUGGCGAAUCCACCAAUAGGCCAGGAUCUGGAGUCUUGCGUCUUCCCUAAGCUUGGAUCCCUCUCGGAUGUGGCCUCUGUGCAGCACACUCCUGUGCGAACAACUCGGCGUUGCGGAUACUUACCGGAAGACGUUGACCUGGACAGCCUGUACCACCUUACUUUCGCGCUGCUACUCAAAGCCUACACUCGCAGCAGUGGAAUUACCUACGGCUUCAUCGAUGCAGUUGCGAGUAGUGAGGCUCGGGAAGCAGCAACCACGAUCAGAUUCCAGCUUGACGAAUCUGCCACGGUGUCGGAGAACUUGCAGACCGUCCUCCAGGUCACAAAAGCUAGCAUGGAUUCUGCGACUGACAGGCGAAAUAGUCUCAAUGUGGACGAGUCAGGCGCCAAGCCGUACAACUCGGUGCUUUACAUGACACAACACAAGCCUGUUGCGGACCCGCCACAGUGCUCUACAGAAAAUCCGAUUGUCCUACAGAUCGUCAAGGGCACUGACGCACACGAUCAAGCUGCCAAAGUCAUCUUGUUUUCCCGAAGUGACUACUGUGACAUAUGGAGUGCACAAAAUGUGGCCUCAACCUUCGAGCACAUUCUUGACGAAGUGUCGACAGGCCUUCAUCGACCGCUGUGCGACAUGCGGCUGACGAGUGCACGGGAUUUUGAGCACAUCAGAGCCUGGAACGUUACUGUGCCGGCUACUGUUUACUCAACCUUGAACGAGAGAUUUGAGAAAGUGUUCCGGGACUGCGCGAACAAGGUAGCCGUGCAUACAUCCGAAGGCAGCUUGACUUACCGCCAAGUCGACGAAAUAAGUACUCUUCUGGCUUCUCAUCUUAUCGAUGCAGGUGUGAAGCCGAACGCAGUUGUGCCAAUAUGCAUGAACAAGAGCAGAUGGACCACUUGUGCGAUGGUCGCUGUGUGGAAAGCUGGGGGCGCCCUCACUGCAAUGGAGCCUGCCCAGCCGGAUAUUCGUCUGCACUCGAUCAUUGAGGAGCUGAAUGCUCAGAUUAUGAUCUGUGAUAGCGCGCACGCCUCUAGAUUUGAAGGUCUGGGUCUGCAGGUCUUCUCCGAUGUUGAGAGCCUCGCCACAAGCGUAUCCGAGGAAAGCCACACACGUGGCUGGAAUAAUGCCUGGCAUCUAAGUGACGUGGCUCCAGAUGACCUGGCAUACGUCGUCUUCACGAGCGGUAGUACUGGCAGGCCAAAAGGCAUCUUGAACACGCAUCGCCGACUUAUGACAGAACACCAAUGGUUUCGUGAGAAUAUGGGUUUCCACAUGGACGCUCGAAUUCUGCAAUUUGCUUCAUACGCUUUCGUUGCGGGCACUGCUGAUAAUUAUCGUACCUUACUCCAUGGUGCGACUCUAUGUGUGCCGUCUGAGACCGAGCGUACUUCCGACCUCGUGGCAUUCAUCAACAGAUCGAGAUCGACCCGGGUUCUCGUCACGCCAUCCUUGCUCCGGACACUAGAUCCUUCGGACAUACCCAGCGUGCAGAAUCUUGCAGUUGUAGGAGAGCCUGUCAGCCGCGACUUCGAGGCUCCAUGGUCGAAGGGUCGUCGCUUUGUGCAGAUAUACGGAAGUACCGAGGGGGGGACCUGGCUCAAGGAGACCUCUAAUGGUGUCUCGCAAAGCGCAGGCCUUCGUCCUGUAUCUGGUGACCAAUGGCUGGUAGAUCCAAACAAUCCUGACUCGCUGGUACCCAUUGGUGCUAUGGGAGAAAUUGUCCUAGAAAGCCAUGAAACGAUGGUCAGGUAUCUCAAUGAUCCAAAAAAGACUGGUCGGGCUUUUCUGGAGUCUCCAGCUUGGGCUGACAAACGCAAUAUUGAUGCCGGCUGCAGGUACCUUAGGCUUGGAGACCUGGGCAGAUAUGAGCGUGAUGGCAGCAUCACGAUAUUUGGCAGGGCGGAUACCCAGGUAAAGAUUAACGGACAGCGAGUCGAUCUGCAGGAUAUCGAAACCAACCUUCGUGUGCUGCUACCGACCGGGUCUGAGGUGGUCGUUGACCUCGUCAAGCCACUCGAUGCCUCUGACCGACCACUACUGAUUGCGUUCUGCCAAUCAGCGCUCAUGAUGAUGGACUUCAAGCACGAUACUGCAGGACGUCGUGACAUGCUUGCAAUCGUACAGCAUGAGCUCAGUAAGACGCUCCCUCAGUACAUGGUUCCCAAGGCCUUCAUUAUCAUGGAACAGCUACCUCGCAACUUUUCACAGAAGAUCGAUCGCAAGAAACUCCGAAAUGAUGCAGAGAACAUGGGACACAAUGCUCUCGUAUCGCACAUCCCUGGCACCGCUCCUAAGGCUGAUGAGGCAACGAUGACUCACCAGGAGCGAAGUUUAGCGCAAUCUUGGGCAACCGUUCUACGUCUAGACACCGAGACUAUCAGAGCAGGCGACAGUUUUCUUGCUCUAGGUGGCGACUCGCUUGCCGCCAUCCGUCUUGUUCCAAUCCUCCGCUCUAGCGGUCUCAAAUUAGCGACAGUGGACAUCCUAAAGACCCCGAUACUCCGAGAUAUGGCAAGACUUGCGACUAUGCAGGCCCCGGAUAUUGCGGAAGACGAAUUUGCAAACAACAUAGUACUUCAUGAGGAUACUGCUGUGACCUUGCAAGCAACCGAUUUUCAGGAGUGGGCUGCACUCGUAGGUGCGCAGAACGGUGGCUGGAUCGACCACUUCAUCUACGAUUUCCUUGGUGAUCUUCACGUUGACACGCUGCGGAGAGCCUGCCAACAGCUCGUUACUGCUCACUCGAUUUUGAGAUCUGUGUUCAUUCUGCAUGAGAAGAGGGUAUUCAUGAAAGUUUUGGCAGACAUGGAGAUCAUGUUCGAUGUUCAUCAUACAUGGCUCGACCGACUUGAAAGCGAUACCAAAGAUCUGUGCGCCAGAAAGCGGACCUGUCCUCUGGGUGCUCCAAUCGUCCGCUUUGAUCUUCUAACGACGUCAACACUCCGACAUAGGCUAGUGAUUCGUCUUUCUCAUGCUCAGUACGAUGGAUUCGCGGCUGGAAGCGUUGGUGAGCAUCUCCGGUUGCUCUAUCUCUCGCAACCACUCCCUCGAACUCUGCCUUAUCACGAGUAUGCUAGGAGGAUUCGAGAACCUGGUCUGGUCCAAAAUGCAGAGAAGUUCUGGAGAAACAGUCUUCGCGAAAGUCACAUGCCGAAGCUCGUCGAGAGGAUGAGCGGCGGCCCGUCUUUUAAUAACAAGCUUGACGGAGAAAUUCACUGUGCGAUCAAAUUGCCUAGCCUACAGCACCAGGGCAUCAAUCCCGCAGCACUUGUUAAGACGGCUUGGGCCUUGGUUCUAUCGUCUCUGUCACAAAGCACCGAUGUCAUUUUCGGCGACUUCAUUUCUGGGCGACAAAUACCAAUGAAUGGCAUCGAGACGGUCUUUGGUCCAUGCAUAAAUCUCACACCUGUGCGAGUGCACUUGGACGCGAACCUGACCAACCUCGAGCUCCUGAACCGCGUACAGGAGUAUCUGUUCCAAGCCAUGCCGUUUGAAUCACUCGGAAUGAGGCAUAUCGUCGAUCGGUGUUCAGAAUGGGCUGCUGGCGCACGUUAUUCAAGCAUUGUCAACUUCAUCAACUUCGAGCCCAAACCGCGAAGCACAAGCUGGGACACGCAUGACGAGCAAAAGCGGCUAGAUGUCACUUAUAUCUACGAAGAGCAGCAGCACGAUAAGACUGAUUUGUGGCUGCUGUGUCGGGGAAGUAGCCGAGAGGCAGACCUUGCAUCCGGAGCCAGUCAUUUCGAUCUGUACUUUCGGUAUAGCAAGGGCGUCUUCGCGGACAGCGCCGUCGACAAGAUCGCCAAUCUAUACUGCAGGAGUCUGCGAACGAUUGUGACAUGUCUGGAUGUGAAGAUCUCGGUGCCGCAUGUCACGACAGAAGAACGCCGGAGACUCGUCCCGAUCUUGACCGCAUAG
Molecule: messenger RNA, 3924 nt
Organism: Recurvomyces mirabilis
Lineage: Eukaryota; Fungi; Ascomycota; Dothideomycetes; Mycosphaerellales; Teratosphaeriaceae
Exons: 4
Coding region: 1-3924 (1307 amino acids)
Biological process (GO): secondary metabolite biosynthetic process; amino acid activation for nonribosomal peptide biosynthetic process
Cellular component (GO): cytoplasm
Molecular function (GO): catalytic activity; phosphopantetheine binding
Source: RefSeq, a predicted model, not a curated record